Messenger RNA from Branchiostoma belcheri (Belcher's lancelet), 6342 nucleotides. RefSeq names its product protogenin-like. Gene Ontology annotation, cellular component: axon; plasma membrane. Gene Ontology annotation, biological process: axon guidance; cell-cell adhesion. Lineage: Eukaryota; Metazoa; Chordata; Leptocardii; Amphioxiformes; Branchiostomatidae. Bases 205 to 4425 code for a protein of 1406 amino acids. Gene Ontology annotation, molecular function: protein binding. The transcript is spliced from 23 exons. The record is from RefSeq and is a predicted model, not a curated record.
UGACUGUUUCUAAAGUCAUAUCCAGUUGCUUGAGUAACUGUUUUGGCCUAUCUUAUUACCUGGAUGUCUAGCCUCCACCGACCGAUUUGUGAGGGGUGAAAAGAUACAAGAAACUGGACUAAAAGCGAGUGCAGGCUUCUCCAAACAGAGGAACGCCAUCUAGCGACUCAUUUCGAAAACCAAUGGAAGACUUCACCUACAUUCAUGAGAGCUACAUGUAUGCCGUUGAUACAGUUGAAUCAUCACAAGAAAUACUAUUCAAGAAGAUCUUCACAGAGAAGAUCACAUGGCAAAUCUGUGUUCUGUUCGCAUCUCGGUUUCCUGACGGAACCUCAGGAUGUCGUAGCCAAGAAGAACCAGACGGUGUGGCUGGACUGCCGGGGCGACGGGGAAGGGGGGCCCGUCAACGUUACGUGGCACCGCCGGCCCCUCGGACGGCCCCUGGACCAGCCCGGGGAAGCCAUCGUCAACGACACUCGUCGCUACCUCCUCCACACGAAUGGGACUCUUAAAAUACUUUCAUUCAGACCUCAUAGACCUAGGGGUGGGGACGAGGGGACGUAUUGGUGCCUGGUGAAGAGCCCCGCCGGGGCCAUACGCAGUAAAGAUGCACACGUGCAAGCGGCAGCUCUGCCCAAAUUCACUGUGCAGCCAUCCCCCACCCAAGCCGUGGUUGGUGGCGUCGCUCGCUUUCAGUGUUAUACACAAAACGCAGUACCUCCAGCUUCUAUCUCAUGGGAGAAGGAUCGGUUGCCUCUCCCACCUAGUGACAGGUUCGUUCAACUUCCCUCAGGAGUUCUUCAAAUCCACAAAGUGCAACAAAAUGACACGGGUAGAUACCGAUGUGUGGCGUCCAACAUGCUCAGAGAACGCCGAAGCCAACUUGCAGACCUCACUGUAACAUCUGCUCCAGUUGAGGAGCAGGAGCCACGCAUAGAGACAAAGCCACUGAACCUGACAGUGCUGGCUCACCAGGACGUGUACAUGGAGUGUGUGGCCACAGGGAACCCUGCACCCACCAUGUCAUGGAGCAGGAAGAAUGGAAAAAUUGGGUCGAAUGGUGUACAGUUCAUUAAUGGCAACCUCAGGCUACAAGAUGUCACUGUGGACAAGAGUGACACCUACGUUUGUUCAGCAAAUAAACCACGCACCCGCAUACGACAAACCGCCAACGCCACCUUGACAGUUGUCGAGCCGCCCACCGUUGAGAAGGGUCCUGUUGAUAUGGACGACAUUGUGACGGCUAAGACAGCGCGGCUGCCCUGUGAGAUCAGAGGCACGCCGACGCCCACGAUCGAGUGGCUCCAUAACGGGGAGCAGGUCUACUGGAACGGGCGGAUUGAAAAACACGAGAAGGAGCUGGUCAUCACCUCGGUGGUGACCUCAGAUGGUGGGAUGUACCAGUGUGUCGGGUACAAUGAAUAUGGGAUGGUGUAUGCAUACGCCAGGCUCACCAUAAAGGUGGAAAGUGACAGUCCAGACCCACCCCAAAACAUCCAACUGAUCACCAAGAGUUCCACCGAGAUAUUGGUGAGAUGGACACCUUCUGUCAGCAAGUCUCCCAUCAUUGCCUACACUAUCCACUACCUGCAGACAGAAGGUAACAACAAGGAAGAGAAGAAGCCGGUGAAUGUGUCUCAGACCGAAUAUCUGGUCACCGACCUGCUCCCUAACACCAACUACACAUUCUACAUGUCGGCUUAUACCAAGGAGGCUGCCAGCAAGAUGCAUUCUCAACAAGUGGUGGCCAGGACAAUGGAGGGAGUUCCCAAGGCGGCUCCCACCUUGUCUCUGAGCAGCAGAAGUCCGUACUCCAUCGACGUCGGCUGGCAGCCUCUCUCCCGCGAGGACAGUCAGGGGCAGAUCAUCAAGUAUAAGGUGGAGUACAGGAUGGAGAAGGACAAAGAUCUGGAGCGGGCACAGGAGGUGCAGGGUUGGCUGACUCAGCACGAGAUCAAAGGGCUCGAGCCUGACACCACGUACCAGGUCUGUGUUGCCGCGGCAACCAGGAUUGGUUACGGCCCGUGCUCCCGCCACAUCAGCCAGAAGACCAUGAAGCAGAACGAACGUGAAGUCUUGCGGGAGCCAGUGGUCACAGUGCUAGCGCUGAACUCCACUGCCAUCCAGAUCUAUUGGGACAUGCCUAGCCUGAGCCCGGAUGAGAAGAUUCUGGGCUACAAGCUGGAGUAUACAGGGGAAGAUGAGAUACUCCAUGGCCCCAUCGCACUACCAAGCAACCUGAAUAGCUUUCGACUUGGAAGCCUCAUGCCUGACACUUCUUAUGAAGUGAAGCUCUUUGCUUGGAAUGAGAAAGGUGACAGCCCGCGGGCCACUCAGCUCAUUAAGACCAUGGAGUCCUCUGUACAUGUGGUUCCACCCGUGCUGUCUCCGAUGCCCCCGUCUAACGUCAAGCCCAGUGCUCUCAACGCGACCAGCGUGAACGUGACCUGGUCCAAGCCGCGGAUGACCACGGUCGAGACCGUUUACUACACGGUCCGAUUCAACCCUACCAACCUACAGAACGCCACCUUGGUGGAGUACAUUCGCAGCAACACCACCAGUUUGAUUGUCAAUGACCUGAAGCCCUAUACCAGGUAUGAGUUUGCUGUGAAGUCACACGGCAGACAGGGCACAGAGAGCAAGUACACUAAUGCAGCCAUCUGUCAGACAAAGGAGGGCAAACCUGGGCCCCCAUCAGAGGUUGAAGUGAAGUUGCUGUCAUCUGAAUCUGGGGCGGCUGUGUUCGUCCAAUGGGGGCCGCCCAUGGAAACUAACGGUCAGCUCAAGGAGUUCAUCAUUCUCUACGUGCCGUCUGAUUCGUCGCUGCCAGAUGCGGACUGGUCUAGUGUUAAGACAACAGCUGAUCAGAGGAGUGCUACUGUGAACAACUUGAAAUACAGAACGGAGUACUUCUUCAAGAUGAGGGCCAGCACCGAGGUUGGACCGGGGCCCGCGUCCGACCCGCAAAAUGUCUUCACCCUCCCUCCGCUACCCGGGGAGAAAACCACGACUGGGGGCGGCAUUGUCGACAGCGAAGGCACGCGGCCUGAGAAACGGGAGAGCAUGGUGACGGGAAUCGUGGUGGGGGUGGCCAUCGCGGUGGUCUGCAUCAUGAUUUGUGCCAUCAUUCUGCUCUGCAGAGACCCAGAGAGGCGAGCCAGGUUGUGCUGUUUUGGAAGAGACCGCCAUCCUCCUCAUGGCACCAGGAACGACCACGGCCACCGGCGUAACGGGAACAUCCCAAACGGUCAUGUCCGUGGUCAGGACGAUCUGUACGAACUUGACUGUUACACGCCGAUGCUUACAGCCCUGCCACCCAAUCCUGAGGUGGAUGCAAAGGGUCCGAGUGAGGAAGUGGAGAAGCGUCUGAACGGUCACGUCAACGGGAUCGUCAUCAUGAACGGGAAGCUACUUGCCAACGGGAAGGUCAUCUCCAAGCGCCCCGACCGCCCGGGUGGCAAGCCCAAACACCUCAACGGUCACACCAAGCCAGCCGGCGGCGGUCAUCCCAAAACGCAAGUGCCAAAGAUUGACCGUCAGGGUGACGAGGAGGCCUGGAACGGGACGCGGAAUGGCGUGAACGGGAUCAUGAUGUCCAUUCCCAUCCCGAAACACUCGUCCUUCCACGAGCCCAGCUACCUGGAUCUAGACGAUGGACCGGACCAGGACUGCCCAUUGCAGACGCCCGACAGAGCGUGUAUCGAGCUCGACAUCCCCCUACAUACGGGUAUAGGUGAUGACCAGGGGGACAGUGAGCAGGCACCCGAGGCGGUCGACUCAGGCCACCCUUCCUCCUACUCAAGUAGCCAUGGUGACGAGGAAGACCCUCUCCAAGCAGACCCUCUCAACGGAGAGGACUCUUCCAACUCAGGUCAACCAACUACCUCACCCCACUCAACACCUGAGGAUGUUACAGUGACGACAGACGCUGGUUCAACUGACGAUGUUUGGCAGCCCCGGACGCCGACCGACGGCAGGAACGACACUGACGACGUCCGGGUCUCCCCAAACUCCCCCUCCUCCCCAUCCAACUCCCUCCAAAGCAAAGUACAGAGCUGGUCUCAGGGUCUACACACAUCACAGGGGGACGGUGCGCCCCCCUCCCCACCACCCAUCCCAGGGCAAACAGGGCAGCAAGGCAACCUCCCAGCACAGAGGCACAGACCAUCCGUGUGGGACGAGCCCCGCAGCCACACACACGACAGGCCGGACGGGGAACCGGUUCACUCCAGUACCGAGCCGCGCAGGCAGGAGAAGCCCAACAGCGAUGGGCAGCCUGUGCCGGCGGGGGCUGGGGACGGGCAGGCCUCGGGCCACAACUUGCCACAUGAACUCAGUAAGAGUCCGGCACGCAGGGUACCUCUCACUCACGGGAACAGCCACAAUGGGACUGACCGCCUCCACGGCAUAGACUACGAAGUUUAACCUCUGGCAGAAAGCAAAAAGAAAGGCACCAUGUCUCCAGGUUUCACCCUCGACUGCCAAGCAGGGCUCAGUAUUAUUCCACAUGGCAAGGGUGUGGCACGCUGGCGGACGUACCCCCCCAUAUGUGUAACCUCUGAGUUUCUCACCUCUGACCUCUGAACUACAACCUUCAACCUCAAGUGAAAUCCUAUGCCAGGCAUGGGUUAGCCGUCAAGAUGCCAAUAUAACAAAAGACUCAAAGAACCAAAAAACUACCUCAGACUCAGGUGUACCAUAUAUCCAGCAUGACCUCUACCUCGUUGACAGCACGCCCCUUCCCAUCAGCCUCAGUCACUGUCAGUAAGACGUCGCUACCUCAGGUAACCUGUUGUGUAAUAGUACAUCAGGUACAAGGUAAGGUGUACACGUACACUGUGGUCAUGUGACCUGCUGUGUAAUAGUGCAACCGGUACACGGUAACCUGUUGUAUUGUAAUAUGUAGUAGGUGUAUAAUAUAAACUACUGUUGUUGUAGUAGUUACUGAAUUAUCAAUAUGUUAAGGUAAGGUUUUAAAACAAAAAACAUGUAGCAUUAUGUUAUACCGUGGCAGCAGUUAAGCAGUUGUCAUGCACAUUUCCAGGGAUACAGUGAACAUCUGCACUCAAGAUUGUAGCAUAGAGUAAACUUGCACUGCGGCUUUGUCCAUUUAUGGUAACAAAGCCACGUCCGUUUAUAUUAAAACUGCUGUCUGCCUUUCGCUGUAAGAAAUACAUGAACCCGAACUUCCUAAUGAUUAUUCAGCUGAUGUUUCCAUAAAUUUAGAUUUCAGUGGUUUUAACACUGAGUUGAAGAAUAAUGGAAGAAGAAACUUCUCUAAAAUACAUUUUUGUACUAAGGAAGAAACUGGAAGGUUCCAUAUUUCUCUCAGGGGGGCAGCAGCAUACUCUUGUACAGAUUGUAGUGGCCAUGUUCUUAUCCAAACUGGGAAAGCCAACCUCAUGUAGUUUAAUUACACCGUCCCGCAUUUUUGUUACGUCUCCCAUGCUCUUGGUGUUUUCUGUAUACAUGUGAUUCGUCCCCAAUAUUCAAAUUUUAUGAUACUAUUUCAAGCUACAAAUUUUAAAAUUUCAUGGCAAAACAGUGAAGUUGACCCAAUCCGAUGUAAAAUAUAGGUCAAGCAUCGUCUUUGAAACAUAAUUUUAACAUUUUGAAAUAUAGCUGAUAGUUUUUAUCAGUAUUGUCAUUGAUGUCAGCAAUAUUAUGAAAAAUGGCAUUUUGAAAAUGAUUGAAAUUACAAAUGAUGAGAAAAUUGUGUCUAUAUCUACACCAGCAAGAGUGUAUGAAAUAAUGUCAAGAAAGAAAAUGAAAAAUUAGCAGAAAAAUUAGGGAAAUCAAACAUGACUAAAACACACUGUACUUGCAUGUUCCUGUUCAAAUUCCUCCCUGUUAAAUUAUACUCUAAACAGUUGCAAAAACAAAACUUUUAAUCUAGAAGUCAAACAACAAAUACAAGACCUGAUAGUACUAACCGGUCUAUAUUUGCCAAUUCUUCAUACAAAAACAGACACACAUUUCUUUGGUUAGUUUGGAAGUCAGGUUGAAAUGCCCACUUGUUGUAACUGCAUAUACUUACACGUAUUCCUACCUUGCAGAACUAUAGACGUACCCAUAAAGCAUUUGGUAUAUUCAGGUUAAUGAUUCUUCUCAGGGAGUUUUAGCUAUACCAAAUAUGGAAGAAGAACAUGUGCCAUAUUUGGACAUUUCUAGACAGGGUCUUUUUCUUUUGCAUGACCUGAAUAUGUCAGACCAAAUAUGGGCAAGGGGAAAGUUGACUUUUGACCUGACUUUAUGAGAACUGGCUUCCCAUUGGAUAAGAACUUGAGAUUAUCACAGAAUAAUUUAACAUAACACUAUAUGUAUGGUGAUGUCACAAAGGGU